This is a messenger RNA of Cokeromyces recurvatus, 1374 nucleotides long. RefSeq lists its product as uncharacterized. Gene Ontology annotation, cellular component: ubiquitin ligase complex; cytoplasm. Bases 28 to 1293 code for a protein of 421 amino acids. Lineage: Eukaryota; Fungi; Mucoromycota; Mucoromycetes; Mucorales; Mucoraceae. Gene Ontology annotation, molecular function: ubiquitin protein ligase activity; zinc ion binding; ubiquitin conjugating enzyme binding. The record is from RefSeq and is a predicted model, not a curated record. Gene Ontology annotation, biological process: positive regulation of proteasomal ubiquitin-dependent protein catabolic process; ubiquitin-dependent protein catabolic process; protein polyubiquitination. The transcript has 4 exons.
UUUUUUUUUUUGGAGAGAAAACAGCAAAUGGAUAAUAUCGUUACAACGGGACAAUCAACAACUAAUAGCACAAACGCCAUUAAUCUUUCACUGUUCAUAUUAAAUUUAAUAGUCAUUUUUUGUAUCAGUUUUUAUCGUUUAUGUCUUGAAGGACCUCUAUUGAUUAUCAAGAGAUUUUUAAAGCAUCCUUUAUACGUCUUUAUUAUUUUAGUUUUUUCAUUCCCAAUCUAUCUCUUUUUUCAAUUACUUGUUUGUUUUUUGAAGCUCAUCUUGAAGCUUUUCUUCAGUAGACAUCCUUAUUUAUUUUCGGCAAUAAAAUUCUUAUUUUUUAAUCAUACUAAUGUCGCAACUGAUUCAACAGAAGAGAAUGAUAAUAUAAACCAAUAUCAAGAAAAAUGUUCUAUUUGCUUUGAUGCAAAUUUGGAUUUAUGUCUUAAAUAUUGUAGAGAUCAAUUUUGUUUGGACUGUUUCCAAAGAUACAUAUCCGAAGUAGUUAAAUCAAGUUGGGGACUCAAUGUUACAAAAAUAAGAUGUCCAGUUUGUAGUAUUCUUAUACCUCAAUCUGAAUGGACACAGUUCGUUUCGGAUUCAAUUGUAAAGACUUAUUUUAAAUUCAAUAGUCCUUAUCGUAGCUUUUCAAGAUAUUGUCCAGACUGUGAAACAGAAAUCAUUGCAUGUGAUUUCCCAAGGAAUUAUGAAAAGAGUCAAUCUAAAACAAUUGCAUCUUUACUUCGAAUCUUUUUUGAAACUUAUGCUCCAAAGGAAUCAUAUAUGCCAGCUAUUGAAAAACAGGAGCAUUAUAUCCAACUAUUUGAGAAAAUGAUGUGGAGAAAUUCAACUUUAAUUGAUAUCCAUUAUGAACUAAUACAACUAUUGCUACUAUUGAUAUCUCAAUCUAGUUUACAUGAUGAAGAUCUCGAUAAAAUUAAACUAAUCUCUCAACAUAUUUUACAAUUAGAAGUAAGGCCUGAUACUUGGAGAAAAUUACAAUUUGAUUAUAUCGCAUUUUUCCCGUUUAUGAAUUGUCCGACAUGUAAUAUAUCAAUCUGUUUACAGUGCGGAAAUCACGCUCAUCCAAAUAUGUCGUGUAUCGAUGAUAUGAAACAAAUGAUUAUGCAACAUUCAAAUAGAGAAUUUGUUGAAACACUCAAAUGGAAAAUUGAAAAUAGUCGCUCUUGUCCAAGCUGUUCUAUCAUGAUUCAUCGUGAUGAUGGCUGUAAUAAGGUCGACUGCACAUUAUGUGGUUUUAGCUUUUGUUGGGAAUGUCAUUUUUCGUGGGCAGAGGUAUAUUAGAUAACAGUAAAAUAAUACGACUUUAUGUAUGUUUACAUGUCUACUUUUUUUUUUCAACAGAGUGGCUGUAGAUACUUUUGU